This is a messenger RNA of Bufo bufo (common toad), 1285 nucleotides long. It is a transcript of the gene M1AP, whose product is annotated as meiosis 1 associated protein. Gene Ontology annotation, biological process: spermatogenesis; male meiosis chromosome separation; meiosis I. The coding region runs from base 41 to 1285 and encodes 414 amino acids. The record is from RefSeq and is a predicted model, not a curated record. NCBI's taxonomy places the organism in Eukaryota, Metazoa, Chordata, Amphibia, Anura, Bufonidae. The transcript is spliced from 9 exons.
CAGGAGCCGAGCAGAGGACGGAGGAGACUAGUGACUGAGGAUGUCCUCCUGUACUAUCACUAAGACCACCUCCCCUCGUGUCCUCGUGUUAGAUGUCAGUCUGCCGGGGUGGGCUGCGGUGAAGUCGGUGUUGUGUGAGGCUCUCGGUAACGUCCUGUGUCUGGGUGCGGCCACGGCACAACCUGGAGAACGUCUGAGCGUCUACACCGUAAGAGAGAGACACCAGUGUGUGCUGCCGCUGCAGGAAGUGAGAGGUAAUCUCUGUCGCCUCCAGCGGUGCCUCUCUGAGCUGCGGGCUCUCCCCAUGGAAGGUUCCGGAGCUCUACGGAUCAGGUCGCUCUCAAUGGCUGUGCUGGACUCCCUGCAGCAGAACAAGCAGCAGAUGCAGCACGGCUCCUCUGGGGCCACAUUACACGGCUGCUUUGUGGAGGUGACCAUUGUCUCUCCUCGACCAGGACGGGAACUCAUCUCUGACCUGGACCUUGGUUUGAAGGACGCGGAUCUAAGUACCUUGCAUCGGUUGCUCAUUCUCCAUAUCUCCUGUGAGCUGGAGAACGGGUUUCCUGAGACGCCCCCAGACCCGGGUUCCCAUGUGUAUGACAUUGACAUUCAUGUUACUUUGCCGAAUGUUCUGAGUUUGGAGAUUAUCUUUAAGUCGUGGCUGCUGGAUCACAAGGGCGAGAAAGAGAAAUGCCACCUGAAGUUUCCGGAAGGCGCCUCGGAGUUUCUCAGGGCGGUGUCCUCACCUGGUGUCUGUGGAUCCAUGUUUUAUGGCCUUCCAACUAUCCUAACCCCAACUGCAUGCUGGGAACUAGACUGGGAUCAACUGGAAACCAACCAAGACAACUUCCAUGCGCUGUGUCACUGCCUGCAGUCACAGCAGCUGUCCCUUGUUGCCUGCUCUCCUCAACAUGGCUCCUCCUGGGCUCCUCCUGUCUUCCUUCAUUUCCUGGUGUCCGUGUCUGAUUCUGCUGCUCUGCUGCUUCGUCAGCUCGCUGCGAGGGAGCUUGUCCUCCUCAUGAAUGUGCCACCACUACCGCCAACCAUGGCAGAACCCGCACUCCACCGAAUACAGGACGCUCUCCGCAGCUUGGAGGCUGAUGCUGUAUAUAACCCCCUACAGAUGAACAGCAAUCUAUACCGCCAUCUCCAGGUUACACUCACACAGCCCCAGAAUCCUCCGCGGCGUAUAUCUGCAGGGCCCAGCAGACAGCUUCUUUUCUUGAAAAGGCUCCAGCCUUUUGUGAUGCUGUUUGUUAGCCAGAGGUGGAUCAAUGAGAAGUAA